Haemorhous mexicanus (house finch) is the source of this 1359-nucleotide messenger RNA. RefSeq names its product inositol 1,4,5-trisphosphate receptor-interacting protein-like 1. Gene Ontology annotation, cellular component: membrane. NCBI's taxonomy places the organism in Eukaryota, Metazoa, Chordata, Aves, Passeriformes, Fringillidae. The record is from RefSeq and is a predicted model, not a curated record.
AUGCAAGAAGUUGGUAAUAAUAGGUACAAACAUGAAGAACAGGGUGAUGUGAACAUGGAGGCAAACAAGAAGGAGGAUAGAAAAGAAGACAAAGAAGGUAACGUGGCUGCCAGUGGAAAAGAAGGCAGUGAUGGUGGCAAGGAAGAAAGCAGCUGUGUGGAAGACAGAGAAAAGACCGGAGAUGCUGGAAAUGAACAAGGCAUCCUUUUAGUGGACCACAUAGAGUGGCCUGUGGAGGACCUGGAGAGAGGUUGCUCAGUGAUCACUGAGCUGAUGGAGAGCUUCACGCGUGUCUUUGUGGAUAGCGUGAGCAAUAGCUUCUACCCAGUGCCUCAAGAAGCCAUUGGGGUGGGCAGUGCCUUUGAGGGUUGGAGGCCCUGUGACUGGGAUGGGGUGUACCGUGUGCUGGUGCCGCUGAAUCCCCCACCAGGGCACGCCUUCCACCUAGAGCUGAACAGUGCAGGGCAGGUGGCAGCAAGGACCUUCAGCGUCCGUGUGGAGCUGGUGUGCACGUGUGAGAGGGAGCAGCUGGGAGAGGAGCCGUUGUGCUUCCUGCACCACUCGCGGAAGGAGCUGGGGUGGAAGCAGAAGCUCAGCCUCCUCGAGACGCUGUGCACCGGCUCCUACCUGGACGUGGAAAAAACCUCCUGCUGGUUCUUCCAGCUGGUGAGAAGCUCGUGGCUGCAAGUGCCUCUGCACUCCUGGCAGGUGGUGUUUCAGCCCUGCAGCCGGUCCUGCCGGUUGCAGCUGAGCAAAGGCAGGAAGAGCCUGACAGUGAAGAUUCUCUUUGGGGUGCGCCAAGAGGACUCCGACAUCUUUGUGGUCAGUCAGCCCACAGAGGCCCAGAAAGGCGGUUCCAGCAUCCUUGUGAGCAGCCAGCCUGCCAAGGCCAACAUCAUUUCAAGGACAGCAUGGCCUGAGACGUACGCUGUGGCAGAGGCAAAAUUCUUCCGGCACAUCGCCAGGCAGCUGCCGUGUGAGAGCUUGCACCUGAAAUGCCUGCAGCUCUUCACCUGCAUCCUGAAGGGCACCGGCUUUUCCAGCUCUACCUGGAAGACUGUGGUCAUGCACGUGCUGACCACAGUACCAGUGUCCCGGUGGCACAGGAGCGCAUUUGCACGGCGGCUCUGGGACAUCAUGGCGUUCCUGGACCGCUGCCUGCAGCUGAAACGCCUGGAGCACUUUGUGCUAGGCAAUGAGAGGCUUCCUGCAGAGAUCAGCUUGCCACCAGCAACACGAAGGGUUGAGCCGCCCAACCUCUUUGAGCACCUGGCCCAAGAUCUGGCUGCCCACAGAGAGGCCCUGCAAGCUUAUGGUCAGCUGCGAUUUCGCCUCUGGGUGCUGCUCUCCAGCCACUGA